Molecule: messenger RNA, 1545 nt
Organism: Chenopodium quinoa (quinoa)
Lineage: Eukaryota; Viridiplantae; Streptophyta; Magnoliopsida; Caryophyllales; Amaranthaceae
Product: S-adenosylmethionine synthase 2
Exons: 2
Coding region: 125-1306 (393 amino acids)
Biological process (GO): S-adenosylmethionine biosynthetic process
Cellular component (GO): cytosol
Molecular function (GO): methionine adenosyltransferase activity; ATP binding
Source: RefSeq, a predicted model, not a curated record
AAGCGCACGAAUUGCAAAUGGUAUCAGUUAAACAUACAUAUUCAUUUCAGUGCCUCCAAUCAAUCGUCUCGUCGGUGUUCUCUCAUUCUCUCUCCUGCCUUCUCAGAUCUUCUUCCUUAAGGAAAUGGAGACCUUCCUAUUCACCUCGGAGUCUGUGAACGAGGGACACCCCGACAAGCUAUGCGAUCAGGUCUCUGAUGCAGUCCUCGACGCUUGCCUUGCCCAGGACCCCGACAGCAAGGUUGCUUGUGAAACUUGCACCAAGACUAACAUGGUUAUGGUUUUCGGUGAAAUUACCACCAAGGCCAAUGUAGACUAUGAGAAGAUUGUCCGUGACACUUGCCGCUCCAUUGGCUUCAUCUCUGAUGAUGUCGGUCUUGAUGCCGACAAAUGCAAGGUCUUGGUCAAUAUCGAGCAACAGAGCCCUGACAUUGCUCAGGGUGUCCAUGGCCAUCUCAGCAAGCGCCCUGAGGAGAUUGGUGCUGGUGACCAAGGCCACAUGUUUGGCUAUGCCACCGAUGAGACCCCUGAGCUUAUGCCUCUAAGCCACGUUCUAGCCACCAAGCUUGGUGCUCGCCUCACUGAGGUUCGCAAGAAUGGCACUUGUCCAUGGCUCAGACCAGACGGUAAGACUCAAGUCACCGUUGAGUACUACAAUGAGAAUGGCGCCAUGGUUCCCGUCCGUGUUCACACUGUCCUUAUUUCCACCCAGCAUGAUGAGACUGUCACCAAUGAUGAAAUUGCUGCUGACCUUAAGGAACAUGUCAUCAAGCCUGUCAUCCCUGAGAAGUACCUUGAUGACAAGACCAUCUUCCACCUUAACCCAUCUGGCCGAUUUGUCAUUGGUGGACCACACGGAGAUGCUGGACUCACUGGCCGUAAGAUCAUUAUUGACACAUAUGGUGGAUGGGGAGCACAUGGUGGCGGUGCUUUCUCUGGCAAAGACCCAACCAAGGUGGACAGAAGUGGUGCCUAUGUUGUCAGACAGGCUGCUAAGAGCAUCGUAGCCAAUGGGCUGGCUAGAAGGGCUAUUGUGCAGGUAUCUUAUGCCAUUGGUGUUCCCGAGCCUUUGUCUGUAUUUGUUGACACUUAUGGAACUGGAAAGAUCCCUGACAAGGAGAUCCUUAAGAUAGUGAAGGAAAACUUUGACUUCAGGCCAGGAAUGAUCUCUAUCAACCUCGACCUCAAGAGAGGUGGUAAUGGCAGGUUCCAGAAAACAGCUGCAUACGGGCAUUUUGGAAGAGACGACCCGGACUUCACUUGGGAGGUUGUCAAGCCCCUGAAGUGGGAGAAAACUAAUGCGUAAUGCUGCUAAUGCCGGGAGCUGCAGAUUUUGCAUCUCUGACUGCUACUGCUGCUAUAUAAUGUUUUUAUAUUCUGAUUUUUUCCCCAUUGAAAUUGUUUCCAAUUUCGACUUGAUUCUUGAACCAAUUUAAAAAGAGAUGGAUUUCUGUUUUCGUUUAUUUGAAUUAUGAGUAGCAUCAAUUUAUCUUGAAAGCAUGGUUUGGCUUAAGCAUUUCAAUUCUCACAAGCUCUUCCCUUGAA